CUAAACUAAUAUGCAUACAGCCGGACUGCAUAAAUUAAAGUGAAGAGAUUCAGAUAAUCUUUUUUUUCUUCCCAACUAAACUAUAUAUAUGUAUGUCCAUCCUCUGGCCUUUCCCUACACUCACAAAUAAUUGAUAACAUAUCCCACUUGAAUCCUAAACAAUGAGAUUUGGGGCCUUGGCAAUUUCUUCUUUGUUCUUGUCCCAUGUGCUCCUUUGCAGUUGCCUAAGCACCAGCCGCAAAGGUGGCGGUGGAGUCGGUGAUAUUAUAAGCAAAGCAAUGUUUAAAAAGAUGCUUCCACAUGCAAACACGGCUGAUUGUAAAGCCAACGGUUUCUACACUUAUGAGGCUUUCAUAGCUGCAGCAAAGUCUUAUCCAGCUUUCGCUAGAACCGGCAGCGAUGAGAUUCGGAAAAGGGAAGUUGCUGCUUUCUUAGGCCAAACUUCCUUCCAAACUGCUGGUGCACCUGAGGAUCCACCCGCUGAUCCAUCAUAUUUUUGGGGAUAUUGCUAUAAUAAGGAAGUAAACCCCCCUACAGAUUAUUGUGAGCAAAACCGCAGGUACCCGUGCGCUGCUGGUCGAAAUUACUGUGGUCGGGGUCCCAUGCAACUUUCUGGGAACGUUAACUACGGGAAAUUUGGAGAAACCAUAGGGCGAAAGAAGGAUCUUUUACAAAACCCUGACCUGCUAACAAAAAACGUAACAAUGGCUUUCGAGGCUGCUUUCUGGUUCUGGAUGACUCCACAACCGCCAAAGCCUUCUUGCCAUGAUGUGAUCGUUGGAAAAUGGAAUGGUGACGGAGAUGGCUAUCCACCGGGAUACGGUGAGAUCACAAAUAUUAUCGACCACGGUGAAUGCGGUAUUGGUGCGGACAUAAGAGUGAGGGAUCGCGUUGGAUACUAUCAAAGAUACUGUGACAUGCUUGGAGUUGGCCCUGGUGACAAUCUUUACUGCUACGGCCCCUUCUAGCCCUACAGGAACGUGGUCUUGGUGGACUAAAUGUAACGACUUUACGUGUCAAAAUGUGGGCAUUGUAAAAUAGUGCAAGUGCUUUAGAAUAGUAUAAUAGUGCUGUAUGUUUAAUUAUGCCAUCUUUCUUGGGUGGUACUGAAAGCAAAAUAAUUUGACAGCUAUACACCAGUAAUGGUUUAGCUGUCAAAUAUGAGCAAAUUCCGCUAUAUUCGACGUCAGCCUAAGCAACAAUAUUAUCGUAUUUUAAAGUU
Hibiscus syriacus is the source of this 1222-nucleotide messenger RNA. RefSeq names its product endochitinase-like. Bases 162 to 968 code for a protein of 268 amino acids. NCBI's taxonomy places the organism in Eukaryota, Viridiplantae, Streptophyta, Magnoliopsida, Malvales, Malvaceae. The transcript is spliced from 3 exons. Gene Ontology annotation, molecular function: chitinase activity. Gene Ontology annotation, biological process: carbohydrate metabolic process; chitin catabolic process; defense response to fungus. The record is from RefSeq and is a predicted model, not a curated record.